AUGAGACUGGGCAUAGACGAUUUUGAAUCCGAAGACGUUGAGGUCAACAAUAAUUCAACAGUUAUCAAGCCCAAUAAUCAUCAGUUGGCACAGAAUUCCUUCUCCUGGUGGAUCGCGUUGGCCAACAUCGGUCCCCUGGUAUAUGUUCUGCUGACCCGAAUCUGUCACACCUUUGGACGAGGCCAGAGCAAUAAUGGAUGCAUGCGUCUCAUCCAACCGCCAGAGCGUCUGGCUAACUACACCAUUCUCAUCGUUGGAUUAGUUGCCUCACUUUUGCUUAUGUACUUCUGGAAUGCAGUGGUGGUGAUGCCAGGACUCCCUGCUAAUGCAGUUUACGGAGGGACGGCGACUCCAGAGGCUCUAUACGGUCACAGUCUGGGCCUCUUUAUGCUGACCUUUGCGCUAGGCAUGAUCGACUGUAUGUCCUCCGUCACCUUCCUCGCCUACCUUGCCAACAUGCCGGCGGUGUACGCGGGAGCACUGCUCUUCGGCGAGACCGCCUCCGGUCUUCUACCUAGCCUCUACGCCCUCGGCCAAGGUGUGACCACCGAGCCCAUCUGCCUUCCUUCUAUCAGUCAGAAUGGAACAACAGAGUAUCAUCCGGUGUACUCGCCACCGAACUUCGGGGUAGCCACCUUCAUGGGUUUGGUGGCAGGUACCACAGGACUGAGUCUAUUGGCUUUUGCUUUGCUCGACUGUCUGCCCGCAGCUCUCGGCCGCUCAGUUACGCUGGCCUAUCAGCGCCAUCACGCCGUCCCUACUGUCCCCAUUACCGACUCCACAGACCUCUCCAAAUCCAGCGUAGGUUCGGAAGUACAGUCAGGUGUAGUCGGUGCAACUGGUCUCUUCUGGAUCUGUUUCCUUCUAAUGGGUUACACAAGCUGUAUGACCAAUGGGCUACUACCUUCACUCCAGUCCUUCUCCACUGCCGCCUACAGCACGCAUACCUUCCAUCUGGCUGUCACCCUGUCUGGCCUCACCGCUCCUCUUGUGGCUCUUGGCGUUACUGCUGUCUACGGCUAUGACCAGCUCGGUCUCUGGGUGCGCUCAAUCCUCUGUUGCCUCUGCUAUAGGAAAAACAAAUCUCUCGUGUACGAUCGCAAUUCACCGGAGAAUGUCAAUAAGCAGUCCAAGAUGGCCUCCGUUAUGGGCGGUCAGCUGGCGGUGAUUCUGACACUCAUCGGUGUGAUUGGCACCCUGUUUUCCGGUUACAUUAUCUUCUUGGCCAAGGCCUCGCCUUCACCGCCCACUCUGGGAGGUGCUGGUCCCGCUUUUUCAGGGCAUGACCGUAAAGUUGGUGGAGUGGAAAUGGGAUCGCCAGGACCGGGAUUGUCACCUAUCUACCGGUUGAUGUACGGUGGUCUUUUGACCGCCGAUGUGCUGGCUUGGGUUCUGAUGACAGCGGCUUUCAACAUCCAAAAGACGUGGAUCACCCUGCACCUGGUGAAACAUGGCAGCCAACGCAAUCUACGAACCCUAGGGGUAGCCAAUCAGAUCGGUUCAGCGGUGGGUGCCCUUAUCAGCUUUCUUAUCACCGCCAAAUUCAACAUUUUUGUCUCCAAGCCUCCAUGCUCCUGA
This is a messenger RNA of Echinococcus granulosus, 1578 nucleotides long. RefSeq lists its product as hypothetical. The record is from RefSeq and is a predicted model, not a curated record. Bases 1 to 1578 code for a protein of 525 amino acids. Gene Ontology annotation, molecular function: riboflavin transmembrane transporter activity. Gene Ontology annotation, cellular component: plasma membrane. The transcript has 8 exons. NCBI's taxonomy places the organism in Eukaryota, Metazoa, Platyhelminthes, Cestoda, Cyclophyllidea, Taeniidae. Gene Ontology annotation, biological process: riboflavin transport.